AUGAGGUUCUCCAACGCUGCUGUAGUCUCAACCAUCCUAUUCCUCUCGGUAUGUGCAGCCGAGCUCGAGUGCGCUAGUCGUACUCCUACAGCCUCACAAGCGACACUUCCGUUACAUCUUGGCCCCACCUAUCCGACAAGUUCCUCUCUUGCUACCUCCGCCGAACCUCAUACCGUACACACUCAAUGCGAGGUGGUGCCUCUUGGAUGGGGUCGCGACGAUGCACCACAGAUCCUAAAGGCUGUCGAGCUUUGUGGCAACGGAGGCACGAUCACCUUGCCUGCGCCUUACACGUACACAAUCUCAAGUCGUCUCUACAUGCGACUUACUCGUGCAACAUUGAACGUCCAUGGUCUUCUCUCAUUCACGCCCGAUCUUGGUUACUGGAUCGAAAACUCCCACCGCGUCGAGUUCCAGAACAUGAGCACAGCUUGGAUCAUCGAAGGUAAUGACUUUAUUGUUGAUGGUGGAGGCUGGCAACAAGGUGGCAUCAAUGGAAAUGGACAGGCUUGGUAUGGUCGAGCCGCAGGUCAAAGUAACCAGUAUGGACGUCCGAUCAGUCUUUCAAUCUACAACAGUGCGAACGUCAGCAUCAACAACUUUGCCUUCUAUCAACCACAGUUCUGGUCUGUCUGGGCUCAAGACUCGCGAAAUAUUACCAUGACCAACAUCUACAUCAAUGGAAUCAACACCGAUCCUGCUGGCAACAGUUCAAAUUAUGCCAUCAACGUCGAUGGUAUCGAUACAAUGCGCGUCGAUCAGAUGAGACUUGAGAACUGGACAUUCCACGGAGGAGACGACUGCUUUGCUCCGAAAGGCAAUUCGACAAACAUGGUUCUACGCAACUUCACCUGCAUAGGAGGUGGUAUCGCUUUCGGGAGUGUUGGCCAGUAUCCCGGUCACCCUGAUUUUAUCACCAACAUCAGCGUGAGCGACAUUCGUGUCAGUCAAAAAAUCGAUACAAAGUAUGGCGGCGCGGCUGUCGCCGCAGGGGCUUACUUCAAGUCAUGGGUCGGGGUGGAGAUGGGAAACCCACCUCAAGGAGGAGGCGGGGGUACCGGCCGAGUGUCGAAUGUGACUUUCGACAACCUCAUUGUCGAAAAUACCACACAGGCUGUCUACAUCAACAAGUGUUACUUCAAAGUGCCUGCUCAAGGUGCAUACUGCGACACCUCAACAUUCGAGUUCCAGAACUUCAACUUCAACAACAUCAGCGGCACAGUUCGCACACCAAUUGGUGUCAACCUCAACUGCUCACAAGCAGCACCUUGCCGUGAACUGAAGUUCAGCGAGCUCAACUUGCGGCAAUCCAAAACCGACAAAACUGCCAUUGCUGUUUUUGAGAAUGCUCAAAACGUCUUUGGAUUGAGUGAGGGCACCCUAAUGUUUUCACAUUGA
Molecule: messenger RNA, 1398 nt
Organism: Aureobasidium pullulans EXF-150
Lineage: Eukaryota; Fungi; Ascomycota; Dothideomycetes; Dothideales; Saccotheciaceae
Product: pectin lyase-like protein
Exons: 1
Coding region: 1-1398 (465 amino acids)
Biological process (GO): carbohydrate metabolic process
Molecular function (GO): polygalacturonase activity
Source: RefSeq, a predicted model, not a curated record